GUACUGAGAAUGUCGUGAGCGUAGUAGUACUGCAUGUUGAAUUGACUAGAAAUGCAGGAAGAAUACGUGUAUUCUUGAAGGGAUCUACACGUGGGAGUUAAUCAACGUACUCAUUCAUUAAUGGCUAGGAGAAGGAAAUGGAGCCAACUUUAUACUCUCCCAGUUUUUCGUUCGUGACAGUUAAGGAGAGUCCUGUGAAAAAGAUACUACAGUGUGGUAAUUUGACUGGAAAUGCACGCAGAGUACGAGAUGCAGCUGCAGACUUCCACAACCUUAUACAAGAAUGGAACGUUCAACAUUUGCUUGGAGUACAAAUCCUUAACACUGUAAUGGCCAUGAAACUCCCUGUUCUGAUCGAGGUUGCUGCUGAAGGAAGUUCACAGAUCUAUCCAGAGGGACUUGAGGCACAGUGUGAACAGUUGGAUGAAGUGAUACAGGUCAUGAACAAAAUAGUGGGGCAGCUACAAACAGUUGCCCAACAGAUGCAUAGUGUGGAGAAACUUGAGAAACUUCAGAAUACCAAUAAAACACCUAUGUUUCUUACAUGGUCAUCAGACAGAUAUGGCAAAGUAAGUGAUGAGAUUUAUGAGGCCUACAGACUUGAACUUAUAGCAAAGAACAGAGUGAAGAAUAAUAUAGCGCACUGUUGCACUAAGGAAGCACUUAUGUAUCAUACAGCUACAUGGGUUCAUCAACCAUAUAUAGACUCAAACGUGGAUUUAUUGUUAGAGAGUAUUUUGCAUGAAACAGGGCACAGAUAGUAGUGUUAUCCGUGGUAUCUAGAAAUCUUAACAAUGAUUGAUUUUGGCAUCUUGUGUGAUAAAUUUAUACAAAAUAAAGCAAAUGUCCUAAA
Messenger RNA from Zootermopsis nevadensis, 853 nucleotides. Its product is annotated as cyclin-dependent kinase 2-interacting protein. Lineage: Eukaryota; Metazoa; Arthropoda; Insecta; Blattodea; Termopsidae. The record is from RefSeq and is a predicted model, not a curated record.